UGUGACAGUAAUUCAUGUUUGGCUCAAGCCACAAAACAUUGUUGUUGUAAUUGUUUAUAGGGAUAAUUAGAAUGGAAUCCGAAAGUGAUUUCUCUCAUUCUAAAAUAAAAGGUCUUUCAAGAGAGGAGACAAAAGUAUUGCUCUCCUUAAUUGAGGGGAGCAAAGUAAUCAACAAUAGAAAGACCAAUGCCUCCACGAACAGAAAGAAGACAGAGGAAUGGGACCGCCUCACUGACACGUUCAAUGCCACAAUUCCUAGUACCUGUCGCCGCACGCCACAACAACUGCGUCUCAAAUGGGAGAAUCUAAAGAAAAACGCAAGAAAGCGCAGUACUCAAAUAAGGAUGGCACGGCUCAAAACUGGAGGCGGACCACCUGUCUACUUCCCUCCAGACGAGGUUCUAGAUCGGGUCUCAGCCUUGCUAAGUUCAGCAGGGGAGGGCCUAAAUGUCAGUCUUGGUGGUGACGCAGUCAUGUCAGACAAUGGCGACAAUUCUGGUGAUGUAAGUGAUGGUGGCGAGAAUGGCCCCAAAACUACCCAUGUAUAUCUUAAUAACAAUGCAACAACAAAUGAAAAUGAACCCAGUACAUCAAAAACCGGCAAUGAAGAAAUGGAUGAUGUUCUGCAGACAAUUCUGAAAAAACUUACAGACACAAGUGGUGGUGUGAAGCGCAAAUCAACUUCAGUAGAUGGGACCCUAGCGAGAAAUACUGCCAUAGCAGAAUAUUUUAUUACAAAAAAGAAGUUGCUAGAAAUCAAAAUUGAAAGCAAAAGUUUAGAAAAAGAAAAAACAUUUUUAGAUAAUGAAAGAACAAAAAUAGAACUUGAAAGGUUUAAAUUAGAAAACGAGAGAUUUAGACUAGAAAAUAACAAUCUUAAGUUGGAAAAUGAAAACUUGAAGUUAGAAAACAGUAGACUAAAACAUUAUUAGGAAAUGCAUUUUAAAUAUUGGUAAUAGUACAAGUAAAAGUUGUGGUGAAGCCACUAAGCAGUGGUUAAAGCAUCUGCCACUCAGGUACAAGCAACUUUACAAAUCAGGCAAGUACCAGUGAGUACUUUUAGUCUGUAUGUAGCUAAUUAGACAGAAGAAAAGUUGAGGAAAUCGCAAAUCCACUUUGAGCAAGCAGUUUGAGGGUUUGUGCAUUAACACUCAUUUCUUCUCUGUAUGAGAUGUUGCUAGUGUAGUGGGACAAUAAAAAGGCUGAUGAAAAUGUAGCCUCUUGGGAUUGAAAGAGCCUGCAAAGGCUGUUGGCCAUUUUUUUUCUUUUACCAAUGGUAGAGUUAUAUUGUUUGCCUCCACACCAAGCCCAAAUUACUUGGGAACAGGGUAGGAAGAAUUUUAUAUUUUGUGUUAAGAAAUAUGAUGAUAUUGUAAAUAAAGUUGACAUUCAAUAUAAAUAAA
Messenger RNA from Helicoverpa zea (corn earworm), 1403 nucleotides. RefSeq lists its product as uncharacterized. The transcript has 5 exons. Bases 72 to 932 code for a protein of 286 amino acids. The record is from RefSeq and is a predicted model, not a curated record. NCBI's taxonomy places the organism in Eukaryota, Metazoa, Arthropoda, Insecta, Lepidoptera, Noctuidae.